This is a messenger RNA of Nymphalis io (European peacock), 4349 nucleotides long. RefSeq names its product calcium-binding mitochondrial carrier protein Aralar1 (gene aralar1). The record is from RefSeq and is a predicted model, not a curated record. NCBI's taxonomy places the organism in Eukaryota, Metazoa, Arthropoda, Insecta, Lepidoptera, Nymphalidae. Gene Ontology annotation, molecular function: L-glutamate transmembrane transporter activity; calcium ion binding; L-aspartate transmembrane transporter activity. Bases 442 to 2250 code for a protein of 602 amino acids. Gene Ontology annotation, biological process: aspartate transmembrane transport; L-glutamate transmembrane transport; malate-aspartate shuttle. The transcript is spliced from 16 exons.
ACAAUAAAGUUGCGAACGGAACGCAAAACCCGGCGGUUGAUCAUGAGCAUAGUGCGUGAAAAUCUAAAAUAGAUUUACUUAUUUAUUUUAUAUAUCGUGACUGGUGACGUAAUUACGAACCUUCCACAAAAUCUCUAAAGUUAAAAAUUACAGUAUUUUUAUUUAAGGGAAAAAACUGUGUAGUGCCGAAAAACACUGUAAUGUUUAAAUUCUUGUCAAAUUCUUUGAUUACUCAGGCCAGCUGUCAAGAGGUGGGGGGCUGGUUAUUUGAAACGAGCCGACACAGACAGACUUUACGAAAUCUUCUCGAAGUAUGCCACUGUAGAGAAAAAUGGCGAAAAACAUAUCACGAGCGAAGAUUUCGUCAGAAAGUUCCUUGGAUUGUUCGGUGAAGAUGACUACAACAAGGAAUCGGUUAAGCUCAUCGCGGGCAUCGUCGAUAUGGACAAGGAUGGCUACAUAUCGUUCUCGGAGUUCCAGGCCUUCGAGGGCUUGCUGUGCGUACCGGACGCCCUCUACAAAACAGCAUUCCAACUCUUCGACACCAAUGGAAAUGGACUUGUUGCUUUUGAUGAGUUCGCGGAAGUCAUGCGUAAGACGGUGCUGCACAAAAAAUUGCCCUUCAACAUGGAAAGCACCUUCGUUCGCUUAUAUUUUGGAAAGGACAAGAAACGCUUAGUAACCUACCCUGAGUUCAGUCAAUUUCUCCACGACUUCCACGAGGAGUACGGAGUGGAGGCUUUCAAGAAGUGCGACAAGGAUGGCACCGGCUUCAUCACCGCCGGCGACUUCAGAGACAUCAUGCUGACCGUGAAGAACCACUUGCUAACCAAGGAAUUGAAGAACAAAGUUAUCAUGGCUUCAGGCUUCCCCCAGGGCGAACGUAAAAUCAGCUUUCCAUACUACAUGGCGUUCAAUUCACUUCUUAACAACAUGGAGCUCAUCAAACGCGUCUACCUAAAUGCAACAAACGGACACAGGACAUACGAGGUCACCAAGGAGGAGUUCCUGCACUCCGCACAGAUGAUGAGUCAAAUCACACCCUUGGAAGUGGACAUACUAUUCACGCUCUGCGAUAUGAUGCAUCAGACUAACGGACGAAUCAUUUACAACGACCUCAACGCUAUCACCCCGGAACAGUACUUCAAGCAAGUGACAAGUCGAGUUGCAGAAAUCAAAGCGGUGUCGAGUCCUGAAGAAAGGGGGGUGCUGAUACAAAUCCUCGAGAGCACGUAUAGAUUCACGCUUGGUUCGAUAGCUGGUGCCGUCGGAGCAUCUGCAGUGUACCCAAUAGAUUUAGUUAAGACGCGUAUGCAGAACCAGAGGACCGGUUCAUUCAUCGGUGAGGUCGCGUACCGUAACUCGUGGGACUGCUUCAAGAAGGUCAUCAGACAUGAGGGGAUGUUUGGGCUCUACCGAGGGCUGGUCCCGCAGCUCAUCGGGGUGGCGCCGGAGAAGGCUAUCAAACUCACGAUGAAUGAUUUAGUGCGAGACAAGUUGAUGGACAAGAAAGGAAACAUCACGCUUGGCGGUGAAAUACUCGCCGGUGCUUGUGCCGGUGCGUCGCAAGUAGUCUUCACGAAUCCACUAGAGAUAGUUAAAAUUCGUCUGCAAGUGGCGGGCGAGAUCGCCGGCGGUGGUAAAGUUCGAGCUUGGUCCGUCGUCAAAGACCUAGGGCUCUUCGGAUUGUACAAGGGGGCGAAGGCCUGUCUGCUUCGUGACGUGCCUUUCAGUGCAAUUUACUUCCCAGCUUAUGCUCAUGUCAAGGCGAAAUUCGCGGACGAAAACGGUUACAACCACCCGCUGACGCUGCUGGCGGCCGGCGCCAUCGCCGGCGUGCCCGCCGCCUCGCUCGUCACGCCCGCUGACGUCAUCAAGACGCGCCUGCAGGUGGUGGCUCGAUCAGGACAAACGACAUACAACGGUGUUAUAGAUGCCACUAGAAAGAUAUACGCUGAAGAGGGCGCUAGAGCUUUCUGGAAGGGUGCCGUAGCCCGUGUGUUCCGUUCGUCUCCUCAGUUCGCCGUGACAUUGGUGACUUAUGAAAUUUUACAGCGCCUGUUCUAUGUAGACUUCGGUGGAUCUCGUCCAGCGGGAUCGGAGCUGACGAUAUCGACUCCCAUCGAGGAGACGGCCCGCAAGCCGCACCACAUCGGAGGCUACCAGGUCGCGAUGCCGGUGCUGACCGGUUUGGAGACAAAGUUCGGUAUCUCGCUACCGAGGUUCUCAUUCGCGAAGCCACAAAACUGAAUCGAAUAAUCGACUUACGGAUAUUGGACCUUAUCGACAAACGUAUGGGUACCAGCGUUUGUAACGGAUACGAUAGAAAUUUAGUUUAAUGACUUUAAUAAAUAUUUAUAAAGCAAUUAUUAUAGAGUAUAAAAUACUGCCCAGGCGAGUGUGUUGCUUUUAAUAUUAAUUUAUUCAAUAAAUUUAGGAAAAAAAUGUAUAGUUAAAUGUGCGAUUUGAAAUUUUGGAUACGAUAAGAGAAAUAUUUUUCGCACUGCAAUAGUAUUUAUAAGGUAAAAAUGUCCAAGACAGUGUUUCCCAGCCUUGAUUGUUACUUCGCGGUUUUAAAUUAGGAGGUAGGUGAGAAACGGAAAGAAACACUAUUUUUAUACGAAGAAAGAGUUGUUAGCAGACACACGCGUUAGUGAUAAAUAAUAAUAAUAGGGUAAAUUUAAAUUUUUACACUGAAACUUUCAAGGUGUCUUCAGAACUUAAUAAAUUAAGCAAAUAAUUAUAAAUAUGAAGGUCAAUAAUAAAAUGUUAUCUGUGAUCUUUAUUGAUCCCCGCGUUGAAAGGUUGGGAGACACUGCUUUAUUAAAAAAAAAAAUAUCGAUCUAUUAUCUAUGAAUAAAUAAAACUUAAACAAUAGUCCUACGCACCUCGCAAGCAUUUUUACGAAAAAUUUAUAUUUUUUAAGAUUUAUCUCACAGCUUUUAUCUUUAGUAUAAUUUUUUUUGCGAUUAAUGCAUUUUUUUUUUAUUUAAUCUGUCUAUUUUUAUAUAAGCAUUUAGUAUCGAUACUGCUUUUAUUUAUGAUGAACGGUCGGUAAUACUUUGUUUCUUUAUUAAUUUUUUGUAAUAAAUCGUGGUUUUGACAGGUUGUUUCAAAUGUAAUUUAAAAUCUAACGGCCUUACUUGCAUUGUUUAGUGGGUGAUUAGUUAAACAAUACCUUGUAUUUUUCUUUCGAAUGUAAAAUGAAAAGCGCGAAAUCCGCGUUUAUCUAUCCAGUCGCUAAGCAACGUUUAUAAGUGACGUCGUAAAUGUUAAACUUGUUUUGUUAUCUCGAAAUACAAAUCAAUAUAAUAUUUCUCGAAAGUUCUUAAUUUGAAAUGGCCUAAGUUACAUUAAAAUAAACGUUAUACCAAUAACCUUAAAAACAUGAUAACAUAACCGAAUAUGUGAAAUAAAUAUUAUUCAAAGAAGGUUUUAUAAUUUAUUUUUAUUAUAUAGUAAUAAAAAACAUUAAAUAAAUCUGCUAGUAAAAUAUUAUUUGUGAUUUAUUUGUAUUAUAAAAAAUAUUGUUUCUGAGAAAUUAUUAUUGUGUUUGCUUUGCUGAUCAUUUCCAAUUUCACGAGUUUGGGCACAUCCACAGAUUAUGUAAGGAAUCAAAAAAGGUUUAUAAGUAUAAAAUACUGCACUAAUUAAUGUAGAUAGAGCUCAAAGUUACGAGAUUAAUAAAUUGUAGGUUAAAAUUUUAUGAAUCAGUGAAAAUUAUACAUAUAAUAAAUCAUUAUAAUGUGCAUUUUCGUGUAAAUCCUCCUUGAUGUUAUAUAUUUAACAAAAAAUAUCCAUACAUAUUAUAUUUGGUUUUAUAGUGCAAGAUUAUAAAAAAAAUAUUUACUUAAAAAAAAAAUUAAAAUAUAUAAUGGUUGUCACAUUUGAUUAAAACAUAUAAAAAGCGCGGGAAUUUUAAUAUCCUUGGUUACUUGCAAAGUUAUAUUAUAAUAAAUUAAAUUUAAAAUGUACGUAACAAAACAUUGUGUUCCGGUUUGAAGGGUGAGUGAGCCAGUGUAACAGGCACAAGGGACAUAACAUCUUAGUUCCCAAGGUUGGUGGCGCAUUGGCGAUGUAAGCGGUGGUUAACAUUUCUUGCAAUGCCAAUGUCUAUGGGCGUUAGUGACUUGCCAUUAGGUGGCCCAUAUGCUCGUCCGAUAACCUAUACUAUAAAAAAAAUUUGGAUGGUCAACAGAUGCACAAUAUAUAUUAUAUAUUUAAAAUAUGUAUAUGUAUGUAUGUUGAAACUGAAUUAUAGAAAUAAAGACAAGAGACCGAUGUGACUAGGUGCUGUAUUUAUUGAUAUUGUACAUUUUUUGUGUUGAAAAUAAAUAUAAUAAAGUUUU